Molecule: messenger RNA, 866 nt
Organism: Prunus avium (sweet cherry)
Lineage: Eukaryota; Viridiplantae; Streptophyta; Magnoliopsida; Rosales; Rosaceae
Source: RefSeq, a predicted model, not a curated record
GAGGAGACCAAAGUGAAGCGGAUACAAAUCGUGUGGUUGGAACAUAUGGUUAUAUGUCACCAGAGUACGCAAUGAAAGGACAUUUUUCAGUGAAAUCUGAUGUAUAUAGUUUCGGAAUUAUACUCCUAGAGAUCGUUACUGGCAGAAAAAAUUCUGGUUAUUGCCACGACAAGUAUCCCGACGCAAUUAAUUUUGCUGGACAUGUUUGGAACUUGUGGAGAGAAGGUAAAGUCUUGGAUAUCGUCGAUCCAUCCCUGGGUGAAUUGUACCCUGUCAAUGAAGUUGUGAGAUGCAUCCAAAUUGCACUCUCAUGUGUGCAAGACUACGCCACUGACCGGCCAACCAUGUCAGCAGUUGUUUUCAUGUUAGGGAAUUAUGAUGCAGCAGUUACUUCACCAAGACAGCCUGCAUUUUUGUUACAGAGAACUUAUGAUGCUGGAAACCCAUCAACCAGUACAGAAGGAGUUAAGUCUAUGAAUGAUGUUACAUGUACUAGCGUAGAAGCUCGCUAAAAGGCAACUAUAGCAGCCUGCGUCAAAAUUAUUCACUUGAGGCUUUUUGGUUGCUGCACUCACGCACAAGAGAAUAUGUUUGCUUGGCGAACAAAAGCUUGCACUUUUUCAUAUUUGACAUACCUUUCAAUUCACUAGUAGCCAUUACUGUAAUUUGAUAAACAAUGCUUCAUUUCCCAACACUGCAUAAUUUCCCUCUCCAAGAAAAUUCUCUCUUGGUCCUAAUCCAUAAUAUCAGAGCCCAUCAAGCUUGGGUCGCAGACUCGCAGCCCAAUUUCAUCUUGUAAGAAAAUUCUACGUGAUGACCUGUCUUAGCCGUAAGGAUCAGGAUAACACGUGUCCAAGUUUGUACUA